UUGUGCACCUAGGAAGAAGAAUUAGCAAAUGACGGGAAAAAUCAGGGGUGGAAUGGCUGAGAAACCGAGUAUACACCUACCACGAUUUGUGAUAGAAAAAUUGAGGUGCUCUAAAUGUGGUCGAUAUUUGUCUGUAGCACCAGUUAGUGGUCCAAAAGGAAAGUACACCUGUGGUAGAUGUUGCCCUAAUGCGGAAUCAAGUGGACCUUAUGAAGAAAUAGCUAAGCUCAUUAAGUUCCCUUGUAGCAAUGAAGAUUGCAAGUUAAGACUGAAAUGGGGAGAAGCGUUGCCUCAUGAAUAUGCCUGUCAAUUUCGUAAAACAACGUGCCCCUUUCCAACUUGUUAUGUUCGCCUAUUCUUCAGUCGUCUCCUAAAUCACUUUAAUGAAGUCCACAAAUCAUAUGUACACAACCGUCAUUGUAACAUAACCUUAAAUUUCAAUCAGGCAGCUAGACACUUGUCGGUACAUUGUUAUUGUUACAGUCAAACAGUUUUCUUAGUUUUCGUGAAGACAGCUACUAAUUGGCCUAUGCAUACAUUCAGUUUUGCACUAGUUGCGCUUCCAAACUCAGAUAAUGACAGUUUCAGUGACAUGCAAUACGCUGUUAACUUAUAUCUAAAAUCUGCUGCUGGCAACGCGGUCAUAAAGAAGAUUGGAAAGGUCAUAUCCCAAUAUGAUAUCGAUAAGCAUUGUCUACCUUGCUUUAUUGGGAAAUGCAACAAAUCUUGACACCAAGGAGAAUAUUUUUUGAA
Messenger RNA from Acanthoscelides obtectus, 753 nucleotides. Lineage: Eukaryota; Metazoa; Arthropoda; Insecta; Coleoptera; Chrysomelidae. The record is from the annotation of a GenBank genome assembly.